Marchantia polymorpha subsp. ruderalis is the source of this 5099-nucleotide messenger RNA. The record is from the annotation of a GenBank genome assembly. Lineage: Eukaryota; Viridiplantae; Streptophyta; Marchantiopsida; Marchantiales; Marchantiaceae.
AAGCUCGUGCGGCCGAUGUUGCAUGUGCGACUCUUCUCUCAUGGACCCAGGCUGAUGAGAGCAGCAGCAGCAGACCAACAAGCUUCAACGAAGAGCUAAAGAGCUUCGGCCCAGCCUCAUCCCGGGCAGCCAGGCAGCCAGCCGACUAGAGUGACUGGACUGCCGCAGCCCUAGUACGAUAGUGCAUUCCACGCCGGACACCGCUCUUUUCUCACUCUGUAGCUCACUUCCCCUUCAUCUCUCUCCUGCGCCUGCUGAUUCACCAGCACCGUAACUCGCUCUGCGCUGCUCAGAUCAGAUCAGCUCUGCUCUGCUUUAUGGAAUCAGUCGCGAUUCCGGAUAUGUGAUGAUGAUAGCUUCAGACGCAUUUGCGUACAAGAGGGCGCAGCGCACUAUCUGCGGAGUUGAACACGCAGAGUGAAUGUCGUCGAGAGGCUGCGGAGAGUGAGUGAGUGACCAGAGUAGCCGACUCGUAAAGUCGUCGACCGGAGGCGGAGGCCGGAUAUAUUGACGGCUUUCACCCUCUCCUUCUUACCCUCUUUGUCCCGUCGGGGUCGAUCGCGGGGUUUAUUUGCCCGCUGCGCGCCCCACCCCAUGUUCUCUCGCCCUGCCACAGAGAAGGCCCUUCCUCGCACGAGGACAGAAGAGCUCCGGUGCUGUCCGGGGAGCAAGUGCCAGCUUGUGCGGAUUGGAGCGACAAGAUAGCGCGGAUUGCACUUACGGCAGUUGAAGUAGAAAGAGCCGAGAUCUUGCGAAUGUUUCAGCUGUCAAGUGUUGUGUCGAGCAGCAGAUCCUUGUUCACUGAGAGGUGUAGAGUCCAGUAGAAGAUCGAGUGUGCGCAGCACUUCGUGCGGAGGUCGACAUCGAUGUGAGUGAGUGAGGGAGUGGUGUAAGCGAGCGCCACACAGCAGUGCAGGAGCAGGACUGCUCGACGUGACCGACCGCGAGUAGAAUGCUGCAAUUCUAGAGAAUCCACGACGUAGACAUGGGGAAUCCUUUGCCAAGGACGCAGUCUUUGGGACAGACACGAGCGAAAGGGAAUAGCGGGCCGAAAUGGGAUUCCUUCAACAAAACCAACAGGCCGCACUCGCUGUUCAGCAACCGGCACAUGACGAGCACCGAGAAGGUGAGGUCGUUCAUGAGCGGGGAGCUCACCAGCACGGGACGUCCCAGAGCGUUUCUGAGCGGCGAGCUGCCGCUGGUCCGACCUGUGACAGCGACGUCGCUGCCAUCGAUGCGAGAUGCCGCCACCAACACGGACCUCAACGACGCGGCCACCAACACCGAUGAUUGUGUCUCCAUCUCCGGGGACGACGGCAGAUCGGCCCGAGGAGACGUGCAGGACAAGCGGGAGGAUCGCCCCGUGGAGAGAAGGGAAUUGCUGUCGAGGAAGAACAGGGACAAUGACGCCUCGACGGCGAGAGCAGCAGAUGCUUCGAGCGAGGGAGGAGGAGGCCGAGGCAGCAGUGGGUUGAGACGCAGCGCCAGUGUCGGGGUGUCGACAACGACGUCUAUUCAGACCGAGAAGGAGGGCAGUCACAGUCGGCUGCUGAGCAGGGGCGGAGAGUCGUCGAGCUUCCGCGGACGGCAUUCGUCGUCGUCACGGCGCGAGGUGUCCGGGUCCUUCAGGAAAGACACCGUCUCGAGUUCUUUUAGAAAGGAGGUUGUGCAAAGCAGUAGAAGAAAAUCCACGAAGUCUUUUCAAGAUGGCGAGGUCUCCAGCAUCGCCAGCGAGAGCGCUCGAGGCAGUCCGUGUAGCAUCCAUUACAACCAGGGGCCUUUCUCCGCGAAGACGACCCCGCAGCCUCUGAACAGCUCUUGGAUUUCUGAGACCCCAUCGUCCCCGGAAGGUUUCUACUCCUCCGUCCCAUUCCACUGGGAGGAGGCACCGGGCAAAGCUAAAACCAUUGCAGCGGCCGCAGAGAUGGCCUUGGCUCGAAAGCUCUCGAGGGAUGAAUCGCUUCGCAAGCUCAGCGCGGCCUCCCCCGGAAGCAGUGUCGAUUGUUCGGUUCAAGGUGAGAGGAAGGGUCUGACCAGGCAUUCGUCUCUCGAGCCUCCGAUUUCUUGCGCGUCACCGGCGUUGCCUCUGCCCCCAUCGAAGAGGGAGUUCUCUCGCGAGCUUCCUGCGCCCGUGAAGAAGGACCCGCAUGCGUCGCAGCUGAUCGAAGAACUGAAAGCUGCCGUCGUGCGGAAGCAGGCUGAGGACCUGAUGACGAGGGAGAGAGCCGUGGAGAGGGAGGACGACAACAAGAGCGUCAUCUCCGACUUCGGUCCGGCCGAAGAAGCUCACAUCGAUUUGGUUGCCCCGUCUGCGGCCAAGUUUCUGACGCAGGAGGACGAUUUGCCAGUUCUCACUCCAAUCAAGACUCCUGCCGCGGUUCCAUUCAAAUGGGAAGAAGCUCCGGGUAAGCCCAAGGGUGGUUCCUCGCCUCCUCCCGAACCCGAGCCUCCACUGCUAACUCUUCCCCCGCGUCUCCUGGGAGGAUGUCGAAAUCUCUCGAAAGAAGCCCAAGCCAAAAUUUUGCAGACCUAUUCGUGCAAUCUGAGCGAAAUGCACUGGACCGCCAGCGGAAAUCCCACUCCUCUUUCUCGGUCCCGGGACCACACUCCCACUCGGAGGGACAGGACUCCGACGAGGAGGGAUCGAACGCCAACCAGGAGGGACACAACUCCAACAAGAAGGGACAUCACUCCAAGCAGAAGGGAUUCCACUCCGACCCGGAGUUACUUCAACAAUGUCAGAUUGGUUCCCAAGAGUGGACCCAUGUCUUUCCCUCCUGCCAUUCCCGUCAUCGACAACGUCCGUGACUACCACAGCGGACCUCUGCGACCCAACACCGUCGGCCCCAAUUAUUUGAACGCACCUCCGAGGAGUAUUUCGCAGGAGUUCGCCCUCCCCAUCGUCGUGCCACCGAGAACUGCAUCGCAGGAGUUCCACCUUCCGAAGAACCCAACACAGGACAACGCCAUCAACGUCCUAACUCAGGAGCUCUCUUUGUCUGGACCUUCAUCGGAGGAAUCUGGGCGCCGGGGCUACGCGAGCAAGAAGGCCUCACGAGAGUUUCCUCUACCUCCUCGACACGAGUCUCCUGCCCAGGGAUCUCAGCACGACUCGAAUGUGGCCGAGUCUUCCAACGGCAAGAGCUCGAACGACGGCCAGUCAGCAGCAGCUUCUUCAUCGGCCAAGCCCCCGGCUGGAGCAGUGGAUCAGUGGUCUCCUACGAGCAUAUUGUGCGGCCCCGAUUUGUCAGUGGACACCAACCGGUCGAAUUCAAACCUCUCGGCCUACGCGGAAUCCUCGCAUUCUCAGCGACAGUCGGUAACGAGUCACACCAAGUCCAAUAGUUGCAGCUCUGAAGAGUCUUUUGUGGACGAAAUCUACGAUCAACAACCAUGGAGCGGCAGUAUUACGCCUAUCGCCUCACCUUAUCGCGACCUCGGUCCCAUCGACAAUCCUCCCGAAAGCACGCAAGGGAACAAAGCCUUGGAGGAGGGGGUGAAGGCUCUCGUCAAAUUUUGCCGGAAAGCCAAGAAGUGGAAUAAAUCGAAGACUCCCACGCGCAAGAAUUCUCAAGAGCCCGACAUGUGGGCACCCACAUUGGCUACCUACUUUCAAAAGCUCGAGCUCGGUGGCGCCAUCAUCAGCAAGGUGGGCUCGCAGGUCUUUCCCGACGACAGGAGCCUGAGGAGCAUCUACGCCUCGGGAGAGGCCAGUGUCGCCCGCUCGCCCGCCAAGUUCAUCCCCAGGUCCGGAGAGUUGGGAACACCCGAUCGUCUGGCAUUGAGACGAGCCCUCGGUGGCCAAACGCCGAUUCAGACCAUUGCAACCUGCCGUUCUCCCACUUACAGAGUGCUGGCCACCGACGAGUGCUUCUCGCUGUUCUCCGUGCACCGAGUCUGGAACUCCACCAAGGCCAGACACGCCAAGUGGGGCAAGAAAAUGAGGCGGAGUUCUCGCGUCAUGGUUUCGGUAUGCGCAGCCCUGAAGAGGUCUUUGAUGCUGAAAUGUGGGAGGCACAAUCUCCCCACUCUGCCCUCGGAGUCCAAGCUUUUGAGUCGUGAAGAUCUUGAGCAAAAGGAGAACGCCGUCCACGCACUUUCUGCCAGUCACCAGUUCCACAGGCCUCUUUGAGGAGUUGGCGUUUUUUCGAGGGACUCAAUUCCUGGACAUAGCACUCGCUCAACUCUCGAGUCACUGAUCUCUUUGUAAAGUAUAGUCGGCUCUCGAUGACGCCGAGCAGGCGAAGCUGGAGGCGAGGCCUCGAGCGCUUGCCACGACAGCGCGCGGAGCUGCUUUUAAACGUGAAUGAAGCUCACUUUCAAGCAAGCAAGCCCCAGCGUGAGCGCGUUCAGGUGCAUCGAGCACGACCGUCGGGCUUCUGUUGCAGAGUUUGAUUUUUGUACAAUACGCAACCGCAGCAGAAGUACCCAUCUUACUAUAAACAACGACACGAAGUUCACCGCCCCGCCCCGCGUCAGCCAGCAAAUUGUGCAGACGAAAGAGAGGCGUAUCUGUAAGUUCUGUUCGGUAAAUAUCACCGUGGGAGGCCCGCAUGACAGCGAGGAACUCAUGCAAUUUUAAGUCUUCCACUUCCGGGCAAUUUCUCCGACCAUUACAGCAACAAGGCCGAGCAGAAAUUAGCUCAUCCAACAGCUUGAUACUGCAAAUUAAGUUUUCCGAGUACUAUGUUUUCCGAUAAAUCCCUACCUCGAUCAACUUCAACUUCAAUUUUACUGAGUAUGUUUUGGCGAUCAGAGAUGUAAGCUCGUCCACUCUACAGUAGAUCUUGGGUGCAAAGUACUAUGCCUGGAGCUACCUCCAGCUUUCUUUAUCAGUUCAUUUCUGUACGCAUACCAAGGUCGUAGCAAAUGCCUUUGAUGUCUGGAGACGAAUCAGUCUGAACGUCGGACUGCUAUUCAUUACAAUGGCUAGAUCUAUCGCUCCAAUUUACUUUGUUUCUUUAGUCUCCUCUUGUGGAGCGUCAUCAACUACUAGCGUUUAAGAUCGGGUGAAUUUCUGGGCGGAGAAAGUGAAUACAUUGUAUGUAUUUUUGACGUUUCGAAGGGAAGCAAUAAACAAAAGACAACAUUUCUUGACC